GAAAGAGGCGAAAGCAAACAAUUUUCAGGCCCGCCGCGUCUAGCAAAAAAUAUGAGAAAAAAAAUUGUUAAAAAUUCGUAAAAUAGUUGAAAGUCAAGAAAACUUAAGCAGAAAGGAUGUUAAAGCUCAUUGGGCCUCUGAGUCCUGGCGGUGUUGAGCACAUAAAACUGGAUAGAGAACAAGCGUCAUCGACACUAGGUGGGAACCGCGUCCCUGCCCAGUCAGCCGCGCUGCCCUAGGGUGCAAUGGCCACGGGAACCCAGGGGCACCUAGACCACAUUUCAGAUAAAGCCAGGCUCGCGGUGGCCACGGGGAGGCGAAAGAGAGCGGAAGGGGGCAAGCCCAGGAAGAACUUCCCCUGUCAGCUGUGUGAGAAGGCCUUCAACAGCGUGGAGAAGCUAAAGGUGCACUCAUACUCACACACGGGAGAGAGACCGUACUGGUGCUCCCACCAGGACUGCACCAAAGCCUUCGUCUCCAAAUACAAGCUGCUACGGCAUAUGGUGACACACUCGCCGGAGAAAACCCACAAAUGUACAUACUGUGAGAAAAUGUUCCAGCGAAAGGAUCACUUAAAGAACCACCUGUACACUCACGACCCCAACAAGGAGGCCUUCACCUGCCAGGAAUGCAGCAAGAGCUACAACACCAAGCUGGGCUUCAAGCGCCACCUGGCCCUGCAUGCGGCCAACAGCGGAGAUCUCACCUGCCAGGUGUGCCUGCAGCCAUUCGCCAAAACAGGCCUGCUCCUGGAGCACCUCAAGACCCACGCCGGCAAGGCCUCGGGUGGCACCAAAGACAAGAAGCACAGGUGCGAGCAUUGCGAGCGCCGCUUCAUCACGCGCAAGGACGUGCGGCGCCACAUGGUGGUGCACACGGGCCGUAAGGACUUCCUGUGCCAGUACUGCGCACAGCGAUUCGGCCGGAAGGACCACCUGACGCGUCAUGUGAAAAAGAGCCAUGCCCGCGAGCUGCUGAGGGUCAAGACGGAGCCGGACGAUUCGCUGGCAUCCCCCUUCUCCAACGGGAUGGCUGGAGGUGUCAAGGGUGAGCUGGCCACCAUGUCAGUGCUGCACCGGCAGCUCCAGCUCAACCGCUACGGCGGCCCUCUCCUUCCCCAGCACCACUGCCCCACCACCCCCCCCCUGGACAUAGAGCCCAAUUCCCCACACCCCUUCUCCCUAAAGUACCAGCUGGGCUCCAACCUUACCUCAUACUCCAUCUCCACCCUGGAGAGGGAGCAGAAUCUAAAGGGAGAACUGGAGACGUAUCUGAUGGAACUGCAGAGCGGCGUGCCCUCCUGGGCUGAGGGGGCUCAGCUAUCCUCCGCCUCCAAACUGGAGUUGGACUCCCAGGUGGGCUUGUUGGAUGAGACCUCGCCCGGCGAGGUGUCUCUGUCCAAAAUCGUGGCAGUGGGCGAGUCGCUGGCCUCUUCCUCGUUUGUCGACUUCUCACAGCUCUUCAACUUCCUGCCAUUGAAUGGCCCCCCGUAUGGGCACCAGGCGGCAGCUGGCGGGGGUUUAGGCGGGUUCCCCUACCUGCCAGAGGAGGCACUGUCUCUCGUCCAGCUGGCGCCCCAGCCCCCGGAUUCCCACAAGGUAGCGGGAAGUGGGGGGGGUAUCAGCCCCCUCCUUGGCCACUCCUCCUAUUCCUCAAACCUGAGCACAACCACCAUGCUGCCCCGCUUCCACCAGGCCUUCCAGUGAGAUGAUAAAACACAAACACAAACACACACGCAUACCCAUUAUCCACGCAUGCACACACUUACAGUACACACACACACACAGGUUGAUAAAAAAAAAAGCUAAUUUGUAUUUUUAUGGCAGUAACCAUUUUUUUUUUAUGUGUCUGCACAAAACUACGCCAUAAUUGCACUUCUGUUCAACAAUUAUGGGAUUCUUUAAAUACAGAUAAACAAGUAGUUUGGCUCAACCACAUAACUCAAGCCAUGGGAUAAUGGUUGACAUUUCAUUUGGUUAGUGUCAACAAUGCUAUAUCACCACCCUUACAAAUUCACCUCUAUAAUGCUGAAGACUUACACAGUCCCUUUUAGUAUACACAACAACAAUCAAACAUAUCUAGGGUUUUGGAGUUUUCCAUAGAUUAAUUUAUGUAGGAAUGAGAUUGCAGUGAUGUAUUUCUAUUUUGUAUUUCUAUCUUGCCUUGCAAUUGCUUUAACUUAGUGUGUCGAUUUAACCAUAUUUUCAUAUAGCACUUUGUGUGAUGUUGAAUGUCAGCAAUGCAAAACGUUAAAAAAUGUCUUAUCGUUUUUUGUUUUAGGAUUUCAAGCAAUUGGAAAUAUACGUUAUUAGACAUAAGGUACUGAAAAGCCCCUUUUGGAAGGUAGUGUGAGAACCAUCCCUGUUUCCCCAUCAAAACCAAAGUCAACCAAAUAUGGACUGAAUUGCCAGGCAGAAUAGUGUCAUGCUGUCACUGAUGGUUGUAAACAUUGCUGCUGCCUAGUUGUUCCCCUAUAGACCCUUGAAAUAACUCAACCAGAUAUAGACUAAGUUGUUCAUCCUCAUUUCAAUUUAUUUCAUAUAAAAGGUGACAAGAUAAUAUAAAUUUUUAAGGCAAGAUUGAAAACAUUCAUUUACGGUGACUAAUAAUAUCACUUAAAAUCCCUCAAAUUUUGUCCCAUAUGUGUUUAGACACGGCGACCAUUUACGUCACCGUAAAUGGUCGCCAUGUCUAAGCACAUAUGGGACACAAUUUGAGGGAUUUUAAAUGAUAUUAUUAGUAACCAAUCAGAUCAAUAGGACUGUAGAUGUUUUCAAAGUGAGGAGAAAAAGACAGGAAAUGUUGAUAUUUUGAGAGGAAACAAAACAAACCUUUAGUAUGGUAGGUUUUCUGAUUCUCCUAAUGGCCCGGUACUAUUUCGGCCCCUAACCUCUUGCUGCUACCUACUCCUUUGUUUUAUGGACUGGAUUGGAAAGCAAAAUUGUAACAUUUCCACUUGGAUUAAGCUUGUUGAGCCAUCAUCUAUGCUUCCACCUAUCUAGUCAUUUCAUAACUGUUGUUAUCAAAGGCCAGGAGCUAGUGGAAGGGACUAAGGACUGAAAUGGAACCAGACAAUAGAAACAACAAUAAAGCACUGCCACAUAACUGGGGGCAAUUUGUCUUUCCACAUUCAACAGGUGUUAAUACUGAAAAUUAGGUUAGAAAUAGUUUGGGGAACAAUAACCCAAUCAUGCAUCAAAUCAAGGAUAAUGUUAGCAAUAUUUCAACAGCAGGAAACAAGUGAAGUUGAGCCACCAGUUACAAAGAAAAAUAUAUCCAUUGUGCAGUUUGAAGUGCUAGAUGGGUGUCUGUCACAGGUGGCUACAGGCACCUUAAUUGGUGAGGACAGGCUCAUAGUAAUGGCUGGAACUGAAUAAAUGGAAUGGUAUCCAUUUCAGUCACUCCAUUCAAGCCAUUAUUAUGAGCCUCCUGUGGGAUCUGUAAACAUAUCUGGUCACCUUGAAUGUGUAUGCGCAGGUUUGUGUGUGCCUACUUCACGUGUUUGUGUUUCCAGUCAAGGACAAUUAAGGGAUUGUCUAUGUGAGGGUCCUCUUCUUUGCAACCUGGGAGACUAGAGGGGUCAGAACAGAAUUGUCUGUUACAACUCAUCAAGGUGGUGGGAUGGAUUAAUCAUGUGUGAAUGGGAGAUUUUUCCCUCACACAUGCAGACAUUCAGAGAAAUGAAUGCAAAGCACUUUUAAUGUCAUAUGUGACAGGAUGUCCCAACUUUAAAUUUCAAGUCAGGAUCCAGUAAUCCAAGAUUAUUUGCAAGGCCCAUAAUAAUACAAUUACAAUAUUUUGGUUUUUAUUUUGUGAAAAUGACAUAAGCUUGCAUCCAUAUGACAUAAGCGACCUUUAGAGUUUUAACUACAAAAGUUGUUGGUUUGUCAGGUGAAGACAGAACAAACAUUUUAUUAACAGGUAGAGAAUGUAAAUACAAUAUUACAGCCAGCCAGGAAUGACAUUGCCCUUGUUAUACAGUAUCAUUCACAAAUAAGGAUUCCUCAAAUGUAAGUAUAUCGGCAGCCAGCAUAUCAAUCAUUCUCUGCUCAGCAUAGAAAAUGCUUCCCCACAAUUGCUGUUUCAAUAAGACUGAUACAUGGCUACUUUAGCUUACCAGUCCCUGAAGUAGCCCCUUAGCACCAACUUAGAUAGCAGUUGUUUUGACAUUGUAGGUUUAGAUAAAGUACUGGAUUGCACACCUCUCUGCAUGAUAUGAAUUCGGCUUGAGUUCAUUCUCAGCUGCCAUGGUUGUAGAGUGUUUCUGAGGUUUGGUUUUUAGUUGCUCAGAAUGAUCUUGUCAAUUUUGUACAUUGUGUUGCAUAGUGCUGUAUGAUAUAUAGUAGAAACUAUCAAUGAUGAAAUAUGGAUGACAGUGAGAGGACAUGCCUAUAUUACUACCAAUAUGGGUUCAAGACACUCUUUGGUCAGAGACAGAGUUCGUGUUAGUAUACUUUCAUUUGUGAAUAAUGUAUGUAAUGGAAACAUUUCUCACUUGAACUGCAAAAUUAAAAACUAGACAUGGUUGGUCUGUUCAAGAAGUGACAUUCCCAGAAUUGUCUCUGUGCGAGAUGCAGUAACACUGUGCUGAGAGACACUGACCCUGCUGCCGUCAAACUGUUCCUUGAACAGCUAUGUUAGAUGAAACGACUUAGGCCACUGCCAGUCUUUAGGAACUUGUGUUCUUGGCACUGUGUGUGUGACUGUGCAUGUGUGCAUGCGUGUGCAUCUGAAAAUCUAAACGCCUCUGUUUCUGCUUUGCUCAAUGAUAGUAUAUGGCUCUCAGAGAAUACAGUUUUUUAGUUACAACUGAUAUUUAAGUAUCUAGAUCAAUUCAAACCCAUCAUUGAAGGAAUGAUAUUGAUAACCCUGGGAUGUAAUGCUAUGGUGAUAGAGGGUUGGGUUGGCUUCAGAUGAAAGUCAACCUUUGCCUUUAAUGGAUAUAUUUGACAGUAUUUUGUACCCUUCUUCGAGAAGUGGCAUUUAUAAGUGUUUUUGCCUCACUCAAAGGGAGAAGGUCUGAAAAUGAGGACCUCAUACACAACUUUCAACCUCGUUCGUUUCAGUACAGCAGGGCUGAUUACAAGCAAGCAAUCUGUGCCUAUAGCAUUUUGAUUAAUAGUAGCAACAUACUGCAUAUCCAGUUUAAUUAAUCAAGUUUUACUAUUUAAUUCUCAUGUAAACCAUAAAUCACUUUUAUACAUAGAUCCCAUUGAAAUAGUUAAAUAUUAUAUGAAAAACCUUUGUCUUAGUUGAUUAACUAUUUGGAUAUAAUUCGAGUACAUUUUUAUAAUCCUAAAAAUAUGACAUUCUCACGUAGACCAACUCUGUAUGUUCAUGUAACCUAUUGGAGUGAAUAUUGAUUCGCUUGAUCAUAAUGACUGAAAAAGUACAGUAGCUGGGCUGUUCAUUUACAGUGAGGUCCACUUUAGGUUGUAACUUCAACUUUAGCUCCAACUUGUAUGUUUAAAGAAAAGACUGUGUGCUCAGUUUAGUGACUGCACAAUUGGUAUGAAGUUUUAACUUUAACUCAUUAAUUUAAGAUAACACAGACUGUCCAGCAGUGUCUUCCCUUGGAGAAAAACAUGACAUUGUUCUACUCUGUUAAAAAUGAUCAUUAAGGCAAAAAACUGCUUUGAAUCCCCCCUGUUCCUUCAACAUUUCUUGACUGAAAAUAAUAUCACUUUAGUAAGGGCCACGUGAUGUCAUUAAAAGGGGAAGCUGAAUGUCUGUGUAAUGUUCAAGUGUUAUGGAGGUGUGUGCUGUCAGUGUGUCUUGAAGAUUUGUGGUUUUACAUAAAAUGUUUGGUAAGCCAGAUUUAUUUUAAUCUUAGCACUUUUGGAAAAUGGAUUUCCUUUGUUUCCUCCAAUAUUUUUUUCUUGUUUAAAAUGUCGUAGUUACCUCUUUAGAGAAAGUUAACGUGUAAAUACAAUAUUAAAUGUUUUAUUUUUAAAGGUACAGUUUUUACAGUGUUUUUCUAUCAACAUUUAAUUUUUGCUUUACUUGCACAAAUGUUCCGUGUGUCUCAUUGAGGGGUCUAUCUGUCAGAUAUUAAAGACUCUAUUUUCA
Messenger RNA from Salvelinus namaycush (lake trout), 6069 nucleotides. RefSeq names its product zinc finger protein PLAG1-like. The record is from RefSeq and is a predicted model, not a curated record. The transcript has 3 exons. NCBI's taxonomy places the organism in Eukaryota, Metazoa, Chordata, Actinopteri, Salmoniformes, Salmonidae. The coding region runs from base 246 to 1706 and encodes 486 amino acids.